Messenger RNA from Haliotis rubra (blacklip abalone), 3312 nucleotides. Its product is annotated as importin-9-like. Gene Ontology annotation, molecular function: small GTPase binding. NCBI's taxonomy places the organism in Eukaryota, Metazoa, Mollusca, Gastropoda, Lepetellida, Haliotidae. The record is from RefSeq and is a predicted model, not a curated record. Gene Ontology annotation, cellular component: cytosol; nuclear envelope. Gene Ontology annotation, biological process: protein import into nucleus.
AGCAACAUGGCGGGAGUUGGCGAUAGAAAUCGAUCUCUGAAGGAAGUCGUUUUAGAAAGUCUAACUGCUAUUUUGUCGCCUCAGCAUGAUACAAGAACCGACGGGGAAAAUCAGAUUAAGGCAUUAGAAGUGACAGAGGAGUUUGGUGUAUUCUUGGCUGAGAUCACUGUUGAUGGCAGUGGGCCUCUAGCGAUUAGACAGCUGGCUUCAGUACUGCUCAAACAAUAUGUUGAAGCCCACUGGUCGCAGCACUCGGACAAGUUCCGAGAGCCUGAAACCACAGAACCGGCAAAGCAGAAAAUCCGCGAGCUGCUGCCCCUGGGCCUACAGGAGUCCAUAAGUAAAGUGAGGACCAGUAUUGCCUAUGCUAUAUCUGCCAUAGCUCACUGGGACUGGCCAGAAGCAUGGCCACAGCUGUUUCAGGUCCUCAUGCAAGCCCUGACCAGUGGAGACACCAACGCUGUCCACGGUGCAAUGAGAGUUCUCACAGGUACAGAUCCACAGAGUGGUCUUGUUACGCCUGUGUUUUUAGUUCUGCUUUAUAAAUUUCAGAAAUUUGGCAUCAGAACACGAAACACACGGGCUGUUCAUAUCUUCAAUAUUUGUGCUGGCAUGAUAGCAGCUAUGAAUGAACUUCAGAAGGGUGUUGCUAAGCAACUGCUGUUCCCCAUCCUGCCUCAGUUUGUGCAGGCACUGGUGAUGGCCUUGAGGACACCCGAUGGGGAGACAUCAGAUAGUGGACUCAAGAUGGAGAUUGUGAAGAGCAUCACGACAUUAGUGAAGAAGUUUCCCAAGACGAUGCUGCAAUGGAUUCAAGAGGUGUUGCCGACAGUGUGGGGACAUCUUCACUCUAAUGCUAGCAUCUAUGUGAGAACAGUUGUCAACAAUCAGGAGGAGGCAGAGGAUCCAGUAGAUUAGGAUGGUGACAUCUUGGGGUUUGAGAACCUGGUAUACAGUGUGUUUGAGUUUGUUCAUGCUCUCAUUGAUUCCUCCAAAUUCCGCAACACCGUGAAGAAGACCAUUGACCAGAUUCUGUACUACGUGAUAAUCUACAUGCAGAUGACACAGGACCAGAUCCGACUGUGGAGCAGCAAUCCAGACCAGUUCGUGGAGGACGAGGAUGACGACAGUUUCUCCUACUCUGUGAGGAUCUCUGCCCAGGACCUACUGCUGUCCCUGUCAAGUGAGUUUCAGGCAGACAGUGGUCCAGCUCUGUGUAAUGCAGUCGGGAAACUCAUGCAGGAAGCUGACGAUGUGAAAAAUUCUGGGAAUCCCAUGUGGUGGAAGACCCACGAGUCGAGUAUGAUGGCCCUGGGCAGUGUCAAGGCGUUAGUGCUGGAGUCUAUUCAGUCUGGGAAAGUACAGUUUGACAUCAUAGGCUUCCUGCAGUCUGUUGUAUUGGAGGAUCUCAGUCAGUCUGCAUCUCCAUUCCUGGUUGGUCGGUGUCUAUGGAUGGGAAGCAGGUAUGCUGAAGCCAUGCCACAGGAACUCUUACAGAGGUUUCUGCAGGCUACAGUUGGAGGCCUGAACAUCUCUCAGCCUCCCAGCAUCAGAAUCUCAGCCAUCAGAGCUGUGUUUGGAUUCUGUGACCAUCUCAAGACAUCAAACAACACACAGCUCCUUGUGCCAUAUCUGCCAAAUAUUGUGUCAGAAUUAGUUACCAUAGCUACACAGUUUUCUGCUGAAGUCCUUGGUCUCUGCCUAGAAACGUUGACAGUUGUUGUUGCGGUUGACAAAGCUUUCACAGCAGCCCAGGAGAGCAAGUUGUCUCCCCUUGCCAUUGCUACAUUCCUCAAGUUCUCUGGCGAUCCAUUCAUAGUGUCUCUGGUACAGGACAUGAUCAAAGAGUUAGCAGAAAAUCCAGGAUGUUCCGCAGCUCUGGAGCAGCGCCUGGUGCCCACGCUUAUCAGCAUCCUCCGCAGUUCCACUGACACCGUGAUGCCUGGACUAACCGCAGUGUCGCUGGACAUGCUGACCACACUGGUACGAGGAAGCCAGACACCAUUGUCCAGUGUGUUGAUGACGGCAUUCCCGGCUGCUGUGGAGUGCACCCUCAAGACUGAUGACAACGCAUCCAUGCAGAGUGGUGGCGAGUGUCUUCGUGCUUUCUCGUCAAAAGCGCUGGACCAGGUGACAGCAUGGCAAGAUGAGCAGGGUAAAAAUGGCUUGUACUAUAUUGUACAAGUGAUUUCGAAACUUCUGGACCCGAAGACGUCUGAGCACACAGCCGCCUUUGUUGGCCGCCUUGUCUCUGUGGUGAUCAGCAAGGUUGGGACGCAGCUGGGAGAGAACCUCGAUCUGAUGUUGAGGGCAGUCCUCAGCAAGAUGCAGCAGGCAGAAACUCUCAGUGUCAUGCAGAGUCUGGUCAUGGUUUUCGCUCACCUGAUCCACACACAGAUGGAGGCGGUCCUCGACUUUCUGACCAGUGUCCCAAGUCCUACUGGCCGACCAGCACUUGAGUUUGUCAUGUCUGAGUGGUGCUCCAGACAGCAUCUGUUCUAUGGCAGCUAUGAAAGGAAAGUCAGCUCCGUGGCGCUGUGUAAACUGCUGCAACAUGCUGUGUCAAGCAACGAUCCUCGCUUGCAGAACAUCACCGUCCGGGGAGAGCAGAUCGUGCAGCAGAAUGGAGGUGUGAGAACACGCUCCAAGAGUGCGUCAGACCCAGAAGAAUGGACUACAGUGCCUCUGCUGGUCAAGAUCUACAAGCUGCUCAUCAAUGAGUUGUCCAACCAGAUAGAGUCCAGUCUGUCUGCACAGGUUGGAGAGGAUGAGGGAGAAGGAUGGGAGGAAGAGGAGGAAGAUGACCUGGAUGAUGACAUCGCUAUCGGUGGACAGAGUUUGUCUGAGCUUAUAGACCAGUAUGCUGGCGAGUAUGGAGGUCUUGAUCUUGAUGACGAAGAGGACGACGAUCCAGAUGCUCAAGCAGAUCCCACCAACCAGAUCAACCUGCAGAGUUACCUGACCGAGUACCUGAAGGUGUUUGCCAGCUCACAGUGCUACUCGCUCUUCAGCUCACACCACAACGAGUCUGAGAAGCAAGUCCUACGUUCCAUCAGAAUCAGUGUGUGACCUUCUUUAUAGGCAGUUCAAGUGCACUGGAUGAUGGAAACUGUGAACUUUGGUGUGGUUGUGCAAUAUGGCGCCAUGAAUGUUGACAUUUCUCCAGAUUGAAUUGUGGCAAACCUUUCAGUACACAGUCAGCCAGAUGCUGGUGCUGCUACUAGUUGAUGGACUGAACAGAUCUGUGAUUUCUACUGAUAUUUAAUUUCAGACUUAACAGUUUUAUUAUUUGAAGUAAAUGAAAUUAGUUUU